This is a messenger RNA of Zeugodacus cucurbitae (melon fly), 1885 nucleotides long. RefSeq names its product thioredoxin reductase 1, mitochondrial (gene Trxr1). Gene Ontology annotation, cellular component: cytosol; mitochondrion. Gene Ontology annotation, molecular function: glutathione-disulfide reductase (NADPH) activity; thioredoxin-disulfide reductase (NADPH) activity; flavin adenine dinucleotide binding. The record is from RefSeq and is a predicted model, not a curated record. The transcript is spliced from 6 exons. Bases 282 to 1763 code for a protein of 493 amino acids. Gene Ontology annotation, biological process: glutathione metabolic process; cell redox homeostasis; cellular response to oxidative stress. Lineage: Eukaryota; Metazoa; Arthropoda; Insecta; Diptera; Tephritidae.
UAAAUAUUGAGUGGAAAACUGGAAUCGUGUCAAGAAAAGUGUGCAUAAAAGCGAAGGAAAAUUGGAAGAGAGUUUUAUUUCAACUAGAAAUUUGAAGAGUUUAGAUAUAGUUUUUGUUGGAUUCCACUUAUUCUGUGAUCAGUUGUGAGCUACCAUUCUUUAAUCUGUUCAAAAGUCAUAGACAUUUUGAAGUGAUUUCUAAUUGCUGUACAAUAUUAGUUGGAGCAUUUUUCGUGGUUUUAAGCUUAUUAGUCGUGCAGAAAUCAAAAUUGUGUAUCAUAAUGGCGCCUAUAAACAAUGAAUACGACUACGAUUUGGUUGUGAUUGGAGGCGGCUCGGGUGGGCUUGCCUGUGCAAAGGAGGCGGUGGCUUUAGGAGCUAGAGUUGCAUGCUUAGACUAUGUAAAACCCUCGCCAGCGGGUUCUAAAUGGGGCCUUGGGGGAACUUGUGUUAAUGUUGGAUGUAUUCCUAAAAAGCUUAUGCAUCAAGCUGCUCACUUAGGUGAAGCUGUACAUGAAUCUGUUGCAUAUGGUUGGGAAAUCCCAGAGCCAGAGAAAAUAACUUCAAAUUGGAAUAAAUUAGUUCAAGCUGUACAAAAUCAUAUAAAAUCUGUAAACUGGGUUACCCGGGUGGACUUACGAGAUAAAAAAGUGGAGUACAUUAAUGGCUUGGGUUAUUUCAAGGAUCCUCAUACAAUAAUAGCUAAAAUGAAAAAUGGAACUGAACGAUCCAUUACUGCGCAGAAUGUGUUAAUCGCGGUAGGUGGACGGCCGAGAUAUUCACCAAUACCUGGAGCAAUAGAGUAUGGUAUAACUAGUGAUGAUAUCUUCAGCUUGGAUCGGGAACCAGGAAAGACGCUUGUGAUUGGCGCUGGAUAUAUAGGAUUAGAAUGUGCUGGUUUCCUUAAAGGCUUAGGAUAUGAUGCUACAGUUAUGGUGCGUUCUGUCGUUUUACGAGAAUUCGAUCAGCAAAUGGCGGGCAUUUUAAAAGAUUCAAUGAUUGAGCGUGGAGUUAAAUUUUUGUUUACCACUUUGCCAAAUUCCAUUGAAAAGCAAAAUGAUAGCCGUUUGAAAGUGAAGUGGACUAAUUCCAACACAGGCGAAGAAGGAUCGGAUGUCUUCGACACAGUCCUUUUCGCAAUCGGCCGCAAAGGUUUAGUUGAAGACCUUAAUUUGGGUUCAGCUGGUGUGGAAGUGAAAAAUGAUAAAAUUGUAGCCAAUGAUGCAGAACAAACAAAUGUUCCUCAUAUCUAUGCAGUUGGUGAUAUUUUAGAAGGCAAACUAGAACUAACACCGGUAGCUAUACAUGCCGGGCGUUUAUUGGCCCGUCGACUAUUCUCUGGAUCGACUCAGUUGAUGGAUUACACUAAUGUCGCUACAACUGUGUUCACUCCAUUGGAAUAUUCUUGUGUUGGUUUGUCAGAGGAAGCAGCAUUACAAAAAUACGGUGAAGACAAUAUUGAAGUUUUCCAUGGUUUCUACAAACCAACAGAGUUUUUCAUACCUCAAAAAAGCGUUCGCUAUUGUUAUCUUAAAGCUAUUGCUGAAAGAAGCGGUGAUCAGAAAGUACUGGGAUUGCAUUACGUUGGACCAGUUGCAGGAGAGGUUAUGCAAGGAUUUGCCGCAGCUGUAAAAGCUGGCCUUACUAUGAAAGAUUUAUUAAACACUGUUGGCAUUCAUCCAACUACUGCAGAAGAAUUCACCCGACUUUCUAUUACAAAGCGGUCCGGCCUGGAUCCUACACCUGCUACAUGUUGCAGUUAAACGGAAAUAUUUAUAAAAUAUGCCGUUGAGGGAUUGUAUGUUAACAUACGUAUAGCAGUAGACUUCUAGACAAUGUAUAACAUGUUCUAGAAGGAAACAAUAAAUUAAUUAAUAUAUUCAAA